AAUUAGAUUACCUAUAAACGGAAGAUAGGCAAUUUAGGCUAUGUGUAUUCCAACAAUGCCUAGUAUAAUAUAUACAGGGACGAGUUCUAAAUGUAAGUCUCGCAGCCUCUCUACAUUAGCGCUUCGUAUAUCUCAUACCGCCAUCAUCUAUAGAACAUCAGCCAUAUUCAUGAACAUGGCCCUUGUUCCCCUUGGUAUCUUCUACGGCGGCGUCAUGACCGGUAUACCAGUCGUGACCGGCGUAGCCGAGGGUGUGCACCACCAGAGGAACCAGAACGCCGAAGCUGCAGACGACACCCGAAUGGUGAAAUUCUACCUCGACAGCUUCUGCACGCCCAACACGCCGCAAGGGCGCGAAGUCAACGCCAGCAUCGUCGUCCUUCGCGGCGAUCGACUAUGGCUGUCUCCGACGGACGAGACAUCAGGACUGCCCGUGGACGGUUCGCAUCAUCCCUUUACGGGGUUCUACAUACAAUACCCGGACGAGGAGCGUUCGCCGCCACAGCGUGGCUUGGUCAGUACGAUAUCCGUGGAUCCGCCGAUGUUGAACUGGAUUUAUGUGGACAGGGAGACGCUGGGCUUGCGAUAUGGCAAUCGCACUGCGUCGAUAGCACAUGUUGUUGGGCCGUGGGAUUGGACGGAUGAUGAGGUUGGUGUUACGCUCGAGGGGUGGGAAGGAUUCUGCGCGGUUGAGGUGCCAGAGGAGGACAGAUUGGAUGGUCUGAAGUGGGCCUUGUACUAUGACAUCGAUAAUGAUAAGAUGGGUGGAGGGGAAAUGGUUGGAGGAGCCACGGUACUACAGGUUAGUCUGGAGAGAAGGAUACUACCAGAAGAUCUAAGAAGGCAACAGGAGGAGGCGGCGGACCAGAAGAUGCAGGUAACAAGUCAUGGAGAUAUGAAGGCACAGUGGGGUGGAAAAGCAGUAAGUUGAACUAUGAUCAUAUAGAUAAUGUUAUGUACUAGUAGAAUUACAAUAAUGAUC
Molecule: messenger RNA, 982 nt
Organism: Pseudovirgaria hyperparasitica
Lineage: Eukaryota; Fungi; Ascomycota; Dothideomycetes; Acrospermales; Acrospermaceae
Exons: 1
Coding region: 176-931 (251 amino acids)
Source: RefSeq, a predicted model, not a curated record